Molecule: messenger RNA, 2332 nt
Organism: Scheffersomyces stipitis CBS 6054
Lineage: Eukaryota; Fungi; Ascomycota; Pichiomycetes; Serinales; Debaryomycetaceae
Gene: YMR1
Product: phosphatidylinositol-3-phosphatase
Exons: 3
Coding region: 1-2256 (751 amino acids)
Biological process (GO): dephosphorylation
Molecular function (GO): phosphatase activity
Source: RefSeq, a predicted model, not a curated record
AUGGACCUGAUCAGCGUGUCCACGGUACCCAAUGUGACCCUCAACCGUCGGGGUUACUGUAUCACGGGAUCACUUUUGCUUCUGACUUUCCAUCUAGUAUUCAGAUUUGUACCUCCCUCAGCAUCUACAUCUACAACCCCAGCACAGAACGUCCAGCCUCGCGAAAUCUGGAUCGCUUACCCCGUCAUCGACCGCAUAUCCAAAGCCCGCGGCUCUUCUCUUAUUGCUGCCAAUGCUACUAAUAAUAAUGCUUCUAUUAUUGAACGAAUCGCAUCACCUUCUUCAGAAAGAACUACCAAGACCAACACCAACAAUAUAACAGCAACGGCUCUCACCAAUUACGACUUAUACUCAGCAUCACAUAUCCGAUUGCAAUGCAAAGACUUCACAUACUACUCAUUCGACUUUGUCAAUGACUCAGUCAGCACAGAAGUUUUCUCCAACCUCAGCUCAUUGAUCACAGUGUCACGCACUGAAAAUGAUAUCAAGUCACUAUAUGCCUACGAGUACCGGCCCAACAUGUUUGAGCAGAAGCUCGAGUUGAAGGGUUGGGACAUCUACGACCCCAUCAAUGAAUUCACAAGACAAGGCUUGCUUCGAGAAAAUGACGAUUACUGGAGAAUGUCUCGUGUUAACGAAGAUUACAGAUUCUGUCCCUCAUAUCCCAAAUUGCUUGUAGUCCCUAGCACCAUUUCUGAUAACGUGCUAAAGCAUGCUGGAAAGUUCCGCUCGAAGCAGCGGAUCCCGGCCAUCGUAUAUAGACACCGUGGUGGAGUCAAUGGCAAUGUAAUCGCCAGGUGUGCUCAGCCACUCGUAGGACUAAAUCUUCAGAACAGAUCUAUCCAAGACGAAAAGUUGAUAAGCGAAAUCUUCCACUCUCAAGAUCGAGAAAGGGCUGACAACCUAUCGCAGGAUGACGAAUUUCAGAGCCAGCCACAGCGUAAUCUUCUAGUAGAUUUAAGGCCGAUUACUAACGCCAUGGCCCAGCACGCUUUGGGAGCAGGAACCGAAAACAUCGAUAAUUAUCGCGGAAGGCUUGCAAAAUCAAAUUCCACUCCUGAUCAUGAGUCGGACUAUCAAGAACACCAACGCAGUUUGCGACAGGUGAACAAGAUCUUCUGUAACAUCGACAAUAUUCAUGUCAUGAGAGAUUCGUUGAACAAGUUAAAUUCGAUUCUUAACGACUUGGAUAGAUUCCCAGUCUCUUCAAAUGCCCAACAGACCCAGAGUUCGUAUCCUUUACUUCAGCAGGCAUUGACGAAGACCCAGUGGCUCCAUAGAUUGUCCAUCAUCUUGCAGUCCGUAGAUAGAAUCGCAAAGUCUGUUCAUUUGAACAACACUAAUGUCAUAAUCCAUUGCUCAGAUGGCUGGGACCGCACGUCCCAGGUGUCUGCUUUACUGCAGCUAUGCCUUGAUCCAUACUAUAGAACAAUGAAGGGAUUCAUGGUACUUAUAGAGAAAGAAUGGGUUAGUUUUGGCUUCAAAUUUGCUACCAGAGGCGACCAUGGAGGCUGCAUAGGUGCCAUUAUCAAGAAGGAACCAAAAUUGACUCUGACUCCUUCACUGGAACCACUGAAAGGAUACGUUUCUGAGACAUCUCUGGAAGCUUCUGAGAUCAUUGAAGUGUCGUCUGGUUCCAAUGGCGGUUUAUCAGGAAAGAAUAUUGCGUCGUUCUUACUGAGAGCUGCCAAUCAUAUCAAAACAACAGCCCAGAAUUCCAUUUCUCCACUCAAUUCAGAUGCCGAAAAUGGCGAAAAUGGCAAGUAUGGUGCAGCCAGCUCGGUGUACACUGGCAGCAGCGAGAAAUCACCAAUUUUCCACCAGUUCCUUGAUUGUGUAUAUCAGAUAUAUCGUCAGCAUCCCUCCAAGUUUGAGUUCAACAGUCGAUUCUUGAAGAGACUCUUCUACCAUUACUAUUCUUGUCAGUACGGUUCUUUCUUGUGUGAUUCUGAACGUGAACUCUUAGAUAUUCACAAGGUGCCUGAGUCUACAGUUUCUGUUUGGGACUACUUCAAUUCUAGACCAGCUGAGUUCACCAACAGACUAUACGAUGGAGAUGUAGAGACAGACGAUGGUGCGAUUUUCUUCAACUUUGCCGAUGUCAAAUGGUGGUUCGAGUUGUACGGCAGAUCUGACGAAGAAAUGAAUGGAUUGUCCAACUCUUUGGACCGGAAGUUUGCCCAAAUGAAACUCAACCAAAUUGGUGGAAACAGUAUUGCCUCGGCCAACAGCGACAGUAACACUUCCAUUGAAUAGCUAGAUAUAUAGCCUACAGACAACCCUAAUGACUUACGUAUUCAUAGAUCAUAAUGAUUAAUAUAAGAUAGAAAUG